AUGGUAGGAAGUUGGUUAUAUGUUACAGCUACUAGACAUGACAUUAUGCAAUUUGUUGGCUAUGUUGCUAGAUUUCAGGCCACUCCUAACAAUGCUCAUGUUCAAACAGUUAAAAGGAUCUUUAAGUAUCUUAAAGGUACUAUGAGUAUGGAUUAUGGCUUAUGGUAUCCUAGAGGCAAUGAUUUUAUACUUACGGCUUAUACUGAUGCAGAUUGGGGUGGUUCAGCUGAUGAUAGAAAAAGCACAAGUGGUGGUGCUUUCUUUCUUGGUGGCUGUUUUGUCUCAUGGUUGAGUAAGAAACAGGCUUUUGUUUCAUUAUCUAAAGUUGAAGCAAAGUAUAUUGCAGCUACGUUGUGUUGCACACAAAUUUUUUGGAUGAAACAGACAUUGAAGGAUAUUAAGGUAGAAUUUAAUCAUCCUAUUUCUAUCUUCUGUGAUUAUACGAGUGCUAUUAACAUUUCUAAGAAUCCAGUUAUGCACUCUAGGGCUAGACAUAUUCCCAUUAGGUAUCAUUUUCAAAGAGAACAGGUUACUAAUCAACAAGUUAAGUUGGAAAAUGUGUCUACUAAAGAACAAAUUGUAGAUUUGUUUACAAAGACUCUACCAAAGGAAACUUUUGAAUUCUUGAGGGAAAAGUUGGGAGUGGUUUCGCUCCAUCACUAA
Molecule: messenger RNA, 663 nt
Organism: Cryptomeria japonica (Japanese cedar)
Lineage: Eukaryota; Viridiplantae; Streptophyta; Pinopsida; Cupressales; Cupressaceae
Product: secreted RxLR effector protein 161-like
Exons: 1
Coding region: 1-663 (220 amino acids)
Source: RefSeq, a predicted model, not a curated record